Lotus japonicus is the source of this 711-nucleotide messenger RNA. RefSeq lists its product as uncharacterized. The coding region runs from base 1 to 711 and encodes 236 amino acids. The transcript has a single exon. The record is from RefSeq and is a predicted model, not a curated record. NCBI's taxonomy places the organism in Eukaryota, Viridiplantae, Streptophyta, Magnoliopsida, Fabales, Fabaceae.
AUGGGACAUUACAAUUCAGGACCCAAACCCUUUUUAUUCUACAACAGCUGGCUGGUGGAUAAAGAAUUCGACAGAUUGGUUAAGGACUGGUGGAGUUCUUGCGCUGUACAGGGCUGGUCAGGAUAUGUGUUGCAAAGAAAAUUCAAAGAUUUGAAAGGCAAAAUUAAAGGUUGGCGGGGUUACACAAGAUCAGACACUGAGGAGAAGAUCAAACUGCUAGAGAGUGAACUUCAGUCAGUAAUGGAAAGCUUGGAGUCUGAGGGCAUGUCGGAUGAGUUACGGGGAAAGAGGAGCCAAAUAUUGAGUGGGUUGUGGGAAGGUUACAGGAUUGAGGAGUCCAAAUGGAGGCAGAAAUCAAGAUUAAGAUGGCUGAAGAAGGGCGAUAAAAAUACGUCAUUCUUCCAUUUCGUUAGUAAGAGAAGGAGAGCAAAGAAUCAGAUAUGUAGGCUUAGAGUGGGGGAUACAGAAUUAAAUGACCCAGCAACAAUCAAAGAAUCAAUAAGGGCUCAAUUCCAAUCCUUCUUCACUCGUGAAGAGUUGCUCAGACCAAAGCUUAAAUGCACAAAUCUGGUUAAACUGUCUAUGGCGGACAAAAGGUUUUUGGACGAUACAUUUUCAGAGGCGGAGAUAUGGGAUGUCUUAAAAAACUGUGAUGGCAAUAAGGCGCAAGGCCCCGACGGCUUCAAUUUCAAUUUCUUCAAACAUUUUUGA